UCAACACAAUCAAUUAAACAUGACCACUCCUACUGAAUCACCCAAAGACAAACCCUCCUCUAAGCAGAUGAUAUGUGAGAACGAGAGCAGCACCACUGAGAAAAAUGAUGAAGGAGAUAAUGUGGGUGGUGGUGUUGAAUCUGUUGAUGGGCAAAAUAUGAGCAUUGAUGACGCUAAUGAGACCGGGAUAGAUGAUCCGAAGGGCCAGGGUUCUUCCUCUAGAAAAAGAGGGAGCACUACUGAUGUUGCUAUUCAGAUUGGGUCUGGCAGUGGCAGUGGAUCAAAUGCAAGGAAGAAAAGGGAAAUGGAAAUUCCAAGAGGUGAACCUACAUGUUACGUAUGUAGUAAAAAUUUCACGUCCUGGAAGGCGGUGUUCGGGCAUCUGAAAUCCCAUCAAAGGGAAACCCCAGGAGCAUUGCCUCCGCCAACAUUUACGCCAACUGAGGGCUCUCCUGAAACUAAUAAUGAUGAUGAAACUAACCCGAGGGAGCAACUAGCUCCCACUCUGUUGAACUUGGCUCUUGAAACCAUGCAAAAGAUGAGUGAAGACUCGAACAUGAGUGUUGUUGUUGCAGGCGAGGAGGCUUCUUCGUCGGGGAAAGGGAGAGGGAGAGGUAAAGGGCGAGGACGAGGACGAGGGAGGAGGGGCUUGGAUAUUGAUCUCAAUCAGCCCAAAACCAGUUUUUUGUUGGAUCUAAAUGAACCUCCACCACCAGAGCAGGAUGAUGAUGAUGAUGAUGGUGCUGCUGCUGAUGAGGACGAUAAAAAUUAAAUGCAUGACUUUUCGUGGUGUUGCAAAACAAAUGUGAUCGCUGCUAGUUAUUUUCUUUUCUUUUUAAUUUUAAUAAGUGUCUGCAAUUUCGUCAAUUCGCUAUAUGAUGCAAAAUCAAAGUUUAGAGUCUGAAUUUCGUGUUAUCCAAUGUUAAUUUUCUUUUUCUUCCGGACAACAUUAAUAAUCUUGCAACAACGUUUUUUCAUUU
Molecule: messenger RNA, 980 nt
Organism: Gossypium arboreum
Lineage: Eukaryota; Viridiplantae; Streptophyta; Magnoliopsida; Malvales; Malvaceae
Exons: 1
Coding region: 20-772 (250 amino acids)
Source: RefSeq, a predicted model, not a curated record